Molecule: messenger RNA, 1005 nt
Organism: Psammomys obesus (fat sand rat)
Lineage: Eukaryota; Metazoa; Chordata; Mammalia; Rodentia; Muridae
Gene: Gsc
Product: goosecoid homeobox
Exons: 3
Coding region: 1-792 (263 amino acids)
Biological process (GO): regulation of transcription by RNA polymerase II
Cellular component (GO): nucleus
Molecular function (GO): RNA polymerase II cis-regulatory region sequence-specific DNA binding; DNA-binding transcription factor activity, RNA polymerase II-specific
Source: RefSeq, a predicted model, not a curated record
AUGCCCGCCAGCAUGUUCAGCAUCGACAACAUCCUGGCCGCCCGGCCGCGCUGCAAGGACGCGGUGCUCCCGGUGGCUCCCAGCGCGGCGGCCCCGGUGGUCUUCCCGGCGCUGCACGGGGACUCGCUGUACGGCGCGGGCGGCACCACCUCCUCGGACUACGGCGCCUUCUACCCGCGUCCCGUGGCCCCCGGGGGCGCGGGCCUCCCGGCGGCGGCGGCGGCGGCGGCGGCGGCGGUCGGCGGCUCCCGCCUCGGCUACAACAGCUACUUCUACGGGCAGCUGCACGUGCAGGCGGCGCCCGUGGGCCCGGCCUGCUGCGGGGCCGUGCCGCCGCUCGGCGCCCAGCAGUGCUCCUGCGUCCCGACGCCCCCAGGCUACGAGGGCCCCGGCUCCGUGCUGGUGUCCCCGGUGCCUCACCAGAUGCUGCCCUACAUGAACGUGGGCACGCUGUCGCGCACCGAGCUGCAGCUGCUCAACCAGCUGCACUGUCGGCGGAAGCGGCGGCACCGCACCAUCUUCACCGACGAGCAGCUCGAAGCCCUGGAGAACCUCUUCCAGGAGACCAAGUACCCGGACGUGGGCACCCGGGAGCAGCUGGCCCGGAAGGUGCACCUCCGGGAGGAGAAGGUGGAGGUCUGGUUUAAGAACCGCCGGGCCAAAUGGAGACGGCAGAAGCGGUCCUCCUCGGAGGAGUCGGAAAACGCCGAGAAGUGGAACAAGGCGUCCUCGAAAGCCUCUCCCGAGAAGAGGGAAGAGGAAGGUAAAAGCGAUUUGGACUCGGACAGCUGACGGCCGCGGGCCGGCUGGGGCGCUUGCCUGACGCCAGGACUUGCACAGACAGACGAUGCUACUUGCACACGCCCUGCCUUGCGGGAGGGAGGGGGUCGAGAAAGCAGCGAGGAGCUAGCUGUAAAUAAUGUACAGGCCCGGGACCGACCGCCGCCGGGGACCGGUGCGCGGGGACCGCAGCCCCGCCGCCCCGGGCUGCCAGCCUGAGCCGCG